Molecule: messenger RNA, 1966 nt
Organism: Chelonus insularis
Lineage: Eukaryota; Metazoa; Arthropoda; Insecta; Hymenoptera; Braconidae
Gene: polo
Product: Serine/threonine-protein kinase polo
Exons: 4
Coding region: 182-1900 (572 amino acids)
Biological process (GO): protein phosphorylation; mitotic spindle organization
Cellular component (GO): spindle pole; nucleus; kinetochore
Molecular function (GO): protein serine/threonine kinase activity; protein binding; ATP binding
Source: RefSeq, a predicted model, not a curated record
GAAUGUGAUUUCAAAUAUUUGUGUCCGUUACCAAACAUUCGUUUACGAGCAACCGGCGACAGUAGAAGUUGUUGGAUGCGUUGGAAAUUCAAUUGAUAAAUAUAUUUAAUAGUUUUAAUUUUUUUUAUGUUUUAUUUAUUAGUUUUAAUUAUUAACUCUUGCUCAUAAGUGCUGGUUCACUAUGUCUAAGGAGGAAGCAGAAACACUUAUCCCAACUGUGAUACACGAUGAUAAUACAGGAAAAAGUUACAUCAAAGGUCGUUUCUUUGGAAAGGGCGGCUUUGCUAAAUGCUAUGAACUUAAAGAUGUCAAGACACAAAAAAUAUACGCUGGAAAAAUAGUCCCAAGGACAUCAUUGGUCAAAACCAGCCAGCGAGAAAAAAUGUCCCAGGAAAUUGAAAUACAUCGGAGUCUAGAUCACCCAAAUGUUGUUGGCUUUUAUGGAUAUUUUAAUGAUACUUAUAAUAUUUAUAUCAUUUUGGAGUUAUGUCGUAAAAGAUCAAUGAUGGAAUUACAUAAACGCAGAAAAGCCUUGACAGAAUGGGAAACUCGUUACUUUAUGAAGCAAAUUCUCGAUGGUGUUAAUUAUCUGCAUAAUAAAAAAAUAAUCCACCGUGAUUUAAAACUGGGUAAUUUAUUUCUCAAUGAUGAUCUAAUAGUUAAAAUUGGUGAUUUCGGACUUGCAACCCAAGUAUCACAUGAUGGUGAACGUAAAAAAACCCUUUGUGGUACUCCUAAUUACAUAGCACCAGAAAUUUUGAUGAAAGUUGGUCAUUCAUUUGAAGUUGAUGUCUGGAGCAUUGGAUGUAUAUUGUAUACCUUACUUGUUGGAAGACCACCAUUUGAAACAUCUAGUUUACGUGAGACUUAUGCAAGAAUUAAAACAGUCAACUAUAAAACUCCAACGCAAUUAAGUAGCGAUGCUGUAGUUAUGAUAACAGAAUCUCUUCAGGCACUUCCAUCAAAACGUCCUAGUGUUGCUAAGCUACUUAAAUAUCCAUUCCUAACAUCUGGAUAUCUUCCUAAAAGUCUUCCGUUGUCUUGCUUGACUACUGCACCUCGUAUGGACACUCUGCAGAACUUUAAUCGAAAACCUUUGAUUGAACUUCAAACAGGAAAACUUAUACCUGCUCCAACUAGUCCAGCAUCUAAAGCACCCAAAGAGUCUGAGAUCAUGGUUUAUCAUACUUCUGAGAAGGAUGUGAAAAAGAUGUUGAUAACUUUGUAUGAACAAAUUACUCAGGUAUUGAAAUCAAGACCUGGACGAAUUAAAUCAACUACUAGUGAAGAUGAUUUUGUUGAAAAUACUGAUCCAUCAGCACAACCACUUGUUUGGAUUAGUAAAUGGGUUGAUUAUUCAGAUAAAUACGGCUUUGGGUAUCAAUUGUGUGAUGAUAGUGUUGGAGUUAUGUUUAAUGAUGGCACAAGACUUAUCAUGUUUGCUAAUAAGCAUAAUGUUCAUUAUAUUUCACGUGAUCUUACUGAAACUUAUUAUACUGUCAAUGAUUAUCCAUCGACUCUCGAGAAAAAAAUGAAAUUGAUGAACUUUUUCUUGCAAUAUAUGAAUGAACAUUUGAUGAAAGCUGGCGGGUCUGUGGCUGUUAAAAAUACUGACUCAAUGUCUAGGAUCCCGUAUGUUCAUCAAUGGUUUAGGACACAGACUGCUGUUGUUAUGCAAUUGAAUAAUGGAUCUGUUCAGAUCAACUUUUUAGAUCACACAAAAAUAAUAAUGUGUCCAUUGAUGGCUGCUGUUACUUAUAUCGACGUUGAACGGAAUUUCCUUACAUACAAAUUUGAAUCAAUUCAACAGAAUGGAUGUCCUUUUGGUCUUGAAAAGAAUUUGGAAUAUGCACAUGAGAAGAUGAAAUUAAUGAUUCAAGAUUCAGAACCGGAUGAAUGAAUAGUGUAAGUCAAUAGUAAAUUAUUUAUCAAAAUUAAUAAAAAAAAAAAUAUUAAAAAAAAAAAA